UGCUCUCAUAAAUAUACCAGCUCCCUCCCCUACCUGCUUCAUCAGGAUGGUACAGUCUGCAGAGGGACUCCAGGCGGCUAGCCCAGCCUCUCACCGCCUUCCAGAUGCGGUACAGUGAUUAUUCGGCUGGGCAACUGGAAAUCCUUUUGGAUGGGUGAUGAUUUCUUAGCCAAGGGGUGGGGAGUGUUGGUGGUUGUAUCAUGCACAGGGUGUCCAAGAAGACCUCAAGACGGAUAGUGUGGGGCUCUUCCCCGGCAACUUUCCUAGGGUGCUGUGAACAGUGCCGGGUGUCACUGGAGAAGGGAUCGGCACCUGUGGGGGGUUGGUGGCAGUGGCAGCGGUGGGGUUAAUGUGCUUGGAAAGGGACCACUUUGCACCAUUUAUGUUUCAGGGUGUAGUUAGAGAGUGAGCCUGGGUCUGCGUUAAAAUUGGCUGCCUUUAUGAGGAUACUGGCUCCUAGUUAUGUCUUUGGAGAAGCUUGAUGCUCGCACAGAUGGAGGGGACUCAUGGGCCACUCUGCUGAGUUCUCUCCAGCUUCUUGUGAAUUGCUUGCAGUGCCUCCCCCUCCCCUGGCUGCUCCAAGUCUCUCACAAAUGAACAUGUAGGGGCAGCUUCAGAAAUCCAAGCAGAGGCUUCUGCAUCUGCUUCCCUAUCACCCCGGGUCAUCAAUUUCAAACUCCAAGCAGGGCUGUCACCAGGCACCAAGGAGGAGCCUGCUGGCUUCCCCCUGCUUGUUACGUAAAAGACCCAGCAGUCUCUUCAUCCACUUGGGAGCCGGGGACUUCUUGGUUUGAUGUGGAUGGUGCUUCAGCUCUGAGUCUGGGUCUGGGUCUGUCCCCUGUGAUCUCACUUACCUGCUAUCACUUCCCCACCCCGGCCCAGCCCCCCUUCCCCCCUCCCACAAGCUGCGGGAUUUUCUCUGCUGUUGCCUGUUACUUCCUCUGACUUAAUGAAAUGGGAACUUUGGGCCAUCUCAGGAGCUUGGAAGAGUCAGGAGUGAAUGCCUAGUCUGCUGCCUGGAAGGUGCCAGGAAGGGGCCAUGACCAUGUAGACGCCAGCCCUGGGGAGUAGCAGCAUGGGCAGCGCUGAAUGGGGACGCCUGGGUCUGCAGUCUUGAGACCCACCACCACUGACCUUCGAACUGGGAUCCCUGUGUGUUGAGGUGUUCCUUUCCGAGCUUGCCACAGCUGCCGCCACACUGGCCCGUCUCCAUUUUCUCCCUUGGAAUUGGAGCUGACUGCUCAGAGUUGCUAAAGUUGCUUCCUUCCCGAAAGCCGUAUAGACUUAUAGCUCUAAUUGGGAACCUGCUUCUUUCUUCCCCUACCUAAAAUAAAUAGAUAAGUAAGAAAAUAAUAAUAAUAACCCUUGGAUCUGCCCAAAGUGGAGCAGGAACCUCAGCAAAAAUGGGAGACAUGACCAACAGCGAUUUUUAUUCUAAGAACCAGAGAAAUGAGGCCAACCAUGCAGGCGAGUUUGGGUGUACAAUGGAGGAGCUUCGCUCCCUCAUGGAACUGCGGGGGACAGAGGCUGUGGUCAAAAUCAAGGAGACCUAUGGGGACACUGAAGGGAUCUGUCGGCGUUUGAAGACCUCGCCUGUGGAAGGAUUACCGGGCACUGCUCCAGACCUAGAAAAAAGAAAGCAGAUUUUUGGGCAAAACUUCAUACCUCCAAAGAAGCCAAAAACGUUCUUACAGCUAGUCUGGGAAGCACUACAGGACGUGACUCUUAUUAUCUUGGAAAUUGCAGCCAUCAUCUCUCUGGGACUUUCAUUUUAUCAUCCUCCUGGAGAGGGGAAUGAAGGGUGUGCGACAGCCCAGGCUGGGGCCGAAGAUGAAGGGGAGGCAGAAGCUGGCUGGAUUGAAGGGGCCGCCAUACUUCUUUCAGUUAUCUGUGUUGUUCUUGUCACUGCCUUUAAUGAUUGGAGCAAAGAGAAGCAAUUCCGGGGUCUGCAGAGCCGAAUUGAACAGGAGCAGAAGUUUACUGUGGUCCGGGGAGCCCAGGUGAUCCAGAUUCCAGUGGCAGAGAUCGUGGUUGGUGACAUUGCCCAGGUAAAAUACGGUGACCUACUUCCUGCUGAUGGGAUCUUCAUCCAAGGCAAUGACCUUAAGAUUGAUGAAAGCUCUUUAACUGGAGAGUCUGACCAGGUCCGCAAAUCAGUGGACAAGGACCCCAUGCUACUUUCAGGUACACAUGUGAUGGAGGGCUCUGGCAGGAUGCUGGUCACCGCUGUGGGAGUGAACUCUCAGACUGGCAUCAUCUUUACCUUGCUGGGGGCUGGUGGUGAAGAAGAAGAAAAGAAAGACAAGAAAGGUGUGACCAAAGUGGAUGGCCUUCAGCUUCCAGUAGAUUCUUCCUACCCCUCCCACCCUCCUGCAGCUACAGAUGGUGCAGCAGGUGCAAAUACCACCGAUAAUGCAAAUUCCAGCUUAGUCAAUGGUAAAAUGCAGGAUGGCAAUAUGGACACCAGCCAGAGCAAAGCCAAACAGCAGGAUGGGGCAGCAGCCAUGGAGAUGCAGCCUCUGAAGAGUGCCGAAGGGGGAGAUGGAGAUGACAAGAAGAAGGCCAACAUGCACAAGAAGGAGAAAUCAGUCCUGCAGGGGAAGCUCACCAAGCUGGCUGUGCAGAUAGGCAAGGCAGGUCUUGUGAUGUCUGCCAUUACGGUGAUUAUCCUGGUGCUCUACUUCACCGUGGACACUUUUGUGGUGAACAAGAAGCCUUGGCUGCCUGAAUGUACUCCUGUCUAUGUGCAAUACUUUGUGAAGUUCUUCAUUAUCGGGGUGACUGUGCUGGUGGUUGCUGUGCCUGAAGGGCUUCCCCUUGCUGUCACCAUCUCUUUGGCUUACUCCGUGAAGAAAAUGAUGAAGGACAACAACCUUGUACGCCACUUGGACGCCUGUGAGACAAUGGGCAACGCAACAGCUAUCUGCUCUGACAAGACGGGGACACUUACCACCAACCGGAUGACUGUUGUGCAGGCAUACAUUGGGGAUGUCCACUACAAGGAGAUUCCAGCACCCAGCGCCAUCAACUCCCAAACCCUGGAGCUGCUGGUGAAUGCCAUCGCCAUCAACAGUGCUUAUACCACAAAGAUUCUGCCACCAGAGAAGGAAGGUGCCCUGCCCCGUCAGGUGGGCAACAAGACUGAGUGUGGCUUGCUGGGGUUUGUCCUGGACCUGAAGCAAGAUUAUGAACCUGUGAGGAGCCAAAUGCCCGAGGAGAAGCUGUACAAGGUGUAUACCUUUAAUUCCGUCAGGAAGUCCAUGAGCACAGUGAUUAAGAUGCCCGAUGAAAGCUUUCGCAUGUAUAGCAAAGGGGCAUCAGAGAUUGUCCUGAAAAAAUGCUGCAAAAUCCUCAGCGCAGCUGGUGAAGCCCGAGUCUUCCGACCCCGAGACCGAGAUGAGAUGGUAAAGAAGGUGAUUGAGCCCAUGGCCUGCGAUGGCCUCCGAACCAUCUGUGUAGCUUAUCGGGAUUUCCCAAGUAGCCCAGAGCCUGACUGGGAAAACGAGAAUGAUAUCCUCAAUGAUUUGACCUGCAUCUGUGUGGUGGGCAUUGAAGACCCUGUGAGGCCAGAGGUCCCAGAAGCCAUAAGGAAGUGCCAACAAGCAGGAAUCACUGUCCGCAUGGUCACUGGGGACAAUAUCAACACUGCUCGGGCUAUUGCCAUCAAGUGUGGCAUCAUCCACCCUGGGGAAGACUUCCUCUGCAUUGAGGGGAAGGAGUUCAACCGGCGAAUCAGGAAUGAGAAAGGAGAGAUUGAACAGGAACGAAUAGACAAAAUCUGGCCCAAACUGCGGGUCCUCGCUCGCUCCUCCCCUACAGACAAACACACUCUGGUCAAAGGCAUCAUCGACAGUACCCACACGGAGCAGAGGCAGGUCGUGGCCGUGACUGGGGAUGGAACUAAUGAUGGGCCAGCCCUGAAGAAGGCAGAUGUUGGCUUUGCCAUGGGAAUCGCUGGUACCGAUGUUGCCAAGGAAGCUUCAGACAUCAUUCUGACAGAUGACAACUUCAGCAGCAUUGUCAAGGCAGUGAUGUGGGGCCGCAAUGUUUAUGACAGCAUCUCCAAGUUCCUGCAAUUCCAGUUAACGGUCAAUGUGGUAGCUGUCAUUGUGGCUUUCACGGGUGCUUGCAUCACACAGGACUCUCCCCUAAAAGCUGUACAGAUGUUGUGGGUGAAUCUCAUCAUGGAUACCUUUGCCUCCCUGGCCCUGGCCACAGAGCCACCCACAGAGUCCCUUCUGCUGCGUAAGCCAUACGGCCGCAACAAGCCGCUCAUCUCCCGCACCAUGAUGAAGAAUAUCCUAGGCCAUGCAGUCUACCAGCUCACACUCAUCUUCACCCUCCUUUUUGUUGGAGAGAAAAUGUUCAUGAUUGACAGUGGACGCAAUGCCCCCCUCCACUCUCCUCCCUCUGAGCACUAUACCAUCAUCUUCAAUACCUUCGUCAUGAUGCAACUGUUCAAUGAAAUCAACGCCCGGAAAAUCCAUGGGGAGCGGAAUGUGUUUGAUGGCAUCUUCAGGAACCCCAUCUUCUGCACAAUUGUCCUGGGCACCUUUGCCAUUCAGAUAGUCAUUGUGCAGUUCGGGGGGAAGCCAUUCAGCUGUUCUCCUCUCCAGCUUGACCAGUGGAUGUGGUGCAUAUUCAUUGGACUAGGAGAGCUUGUCUGGGGUCAGGUCAUUGCCACAAUCCCAACCAGCAGACUCAAGUUCCUGAAGGAGGCAGGACGACUCACUCAGAAAGAGGAGAUCCCUGAGGAAGAACUCAAUGAGGACGUGGAGGAGAUUGAUCAUGCUGAGAGAGAACUUCGACGUGGACAGAUCCUGUGGUUCCGUGGCCUAAAUAGAAUCCAAACUCAGAUCCGCGUCGUGAAGGCAUUCCGUAGCUCUCUCUAUGAAGGUUUAGAAAAACCUGAAUCUAGAACCUCCAUCCAUAACUUCAUGACUCAUCCUGAAUUUAGGAUAGAAGACUCUCAGCCCCACAUCCCCCUCAUUGAUGACACUGACCUGGAAGAAGAUGCCGCUCUCAAGCAAAAUUCGAGCCCGCCGUCGUCAUUAAACAAGAACAACAGUGCAAUCGAUAGCGGGAUCAAUCUGACCACUGACACGAGCAAAUCAGCUACCUCUUCGAGCCCAGGGAGUCCUAUACACAGCCUGGAGACAUCGCUUUAGCGGGAAAUAUUCACAUCUCCAAAAAAAAAAUACAAACAAAAUAUACAAAACAAAACAACCCCCCCCCCACAAAACACAAACAAAAAAACCCCAUCACCACCACCAACUCAGAACAAACCAACCCAGAAAACUCAACCAUGAAACAGCACCAAGAAAAUAAAAAUAGACAAAGUGGGAGAGAAAUAUAUCUCCCCCGAAAUAGAACCUUUCUCUGGCUGAGAAGCUGUUUGAGCUCUUUGUCCCUUUGAGGCAAGUGACGGGAUCCCUGAUGUGGGUUCUUGGGAGUGAGCAAUUGCCUGACGUGCCCUUUCUUGCUCCUGCCCGCCCAAACACAGACCAAACCCACCCACCACUUUCCUGCAUGGACAUACUGUACUCUUCCGGUCCUCCUCUUGUUUAUUAUUUUUUUUUUCCUUAGGCAGAAACUGCAAAAAAGAAAAAAAAAGGAAAAAAAAGACUCCUUUCUGAGGCUUAUUUAUCCAAUUCACUGGUCUGUGAGUUUUUUGAACUGCUUGUGCGGCAUGGUCUCAGUUGUAGAGAUUAAUUUAAAUAACUUUUUGAAGUUGCGGAAGCUUACCUUGCACAGUAGGGUUAUACCAAUGGGACAGAAGAACUUCAUAGACACUAAUGAGAUUAUAUCCAUUUCUUUGUAUCUAUAUCAACGUAUACCUCAUCGAGAAUGUAUACGUCCAUAUAGAUAGGUAGAUAUAUAUGUAUAUCUAUAUACAUGGAUAUAUAAAGUUUUUUUGCUGGCAUGUUGCCUUGUUUUUGCUUAAAUUGCUCUAUUUUAACUUAUUUAUGUCUUAAAAGAAGAAUGUAAUUUGUUUACAAACCUGUAGAUAAACGUCCUUCACUAUUUGUAGGGUUAAGAACACUUCCUGCUGAGAAAGCAGAAGGACUGCUCAGCUCACCAGAUACUCCUCUCAGAUUGCAUCCUCGAUGUUUUAUGACAGCUCGGCUCUGAUUUUUUGCCUGCUCUUUUUUUUUUGUUCAGUAACGUAGCUCCUGCUGGUGAAUGACAGAAGAAGCCAAAAUAUAACAUAUUGGAUGUAGGAAUGUGCUCCACAGACAUGGGGUCAUGGGACUGGAAGCUUGACUCUGUCGGGGGAAAAAAAAACCCACGUGCAACAAUCAGGUUUAUUUUUUGUAAAAAAUAAAUAAUAAAUAAAUAAAUAAAUUGCUCAGCCCAGUUUCAGUAUGCCCCUCACUGGCCACAGGCCACCUCGGGUAGCCAUUAUGUUAGGAUGGCUUCCGUGGAAUUUUUUUUUUUUUGGAAGACUCCUCUUUAUGAAACUCCUUUGAGUUUAUUGAGAGCAUUUGAAAAAUAAGUUAUAUUUGGCUUUAUAUGGAGAUCAAAGUAGUGUUGAAAUUUGUGAACUCUAUUGUGUUAAUUUUUUUUUUUAGUUAGUCAUUUAGAAAUUGAUUUUCUUAUUAUUCGCAGCUUACAAGCUGUUGGCAUUUUGAAUGAGAAUCACUACAGCUUGCUGCUUUUCUUUCUUUUUUUUUCUUUUUUAAUUUUGGAAGAAAACUAUCCAUUCCCCCCCAUCCUACCCCCCUGCACUAUUCAAAUCUGAAUGAACUUUAUGAUAUAUAUAUUGAAAAUGCACUCUGUGUGAUUUUUAAACAAAGCUUGUCUUCCUGUAAUCACAAUAUAUACUGUAGCCACUUAACAGUGUGUCCUGCCUUCCUGCAAGGGAAGCCAUUCUGAAAGCCUACAGUAUCACAGGUGAGCAAAGGUUUUUGUAGUUCUUUUCUUUUUUUUCCCCCAGGAUGGUAUCAGCACUAAUAAUCAACUUACUAUAAGCUUCUUGAAUUGCUACGUCAGACACUUGAAUGCUAAGCACUUUGUGGGCCACGGCUUUUUUUCAUAAAGAACUUUUGUAUUUAAUACAAAGUUUGCUUUGAGACUUUUCAGCACACAGUCUUUUUUCCAUAAACUUGUACAGUGCAAAAGACAUUUUGAAUACAUAACAUGGUUGGUGAUGGCAGAUGUGUAAAGGAAAAGCAAAGCACUUUCCGACUCACCUGCGAAAUUAAUUUGCCCUGCUGACCCCACCCACCCUGCCAUCUGUCAGGCCCCUCCUCCGAGCCUAGAACUUGGCAAACCAGAUGAAAUCUUCUCUGCAUCCUGGCCAAGAAGGAGCAUUAUUUUGUGCAGAUGGCCAAGAUUAGGUAGAGCCUUUCCCAGCUGGGGUGGCCAGUCUUCGAAUACUGCUGGCAGAACAGCAAUGUAUCCGGUCCACCGUCAGCUCCCCUGUCUGGUCUAAACCUUCCUGUACAAGGGGCUGGUGCCUAGGACAGCAGGGCCUACAACCCCUUUCUUUCUGAAUCGAGAACAGGGCCCCUAUGUCAACUGUAAACAGACUGGCAAUGAAAACAUCGCCGAUAUUUCAGAACGCCAACGUAGUCAGGGUUUCAUUUCCACAUUGCAAAUGUGGAAUCUAACCUUAGCUUUUAUGUAUUGGAUUGAGGAGGGAGGGGGAAUCCUGUUCUCUGCUGUACUAAUGAGGAAGGGGGAGGGUGUUGUUUGGACUUACACAUCUGUGAAAUGGGUCUGUUCUGGAACCUGAUUUAGUUUCUCUGUCUUAACUUCAAUGAGUUAUUUUCUUUUCCCAAAGCUCUCCCAACCACCUCCUCUUUCCUUUAGUAACGCUCAUGUUCACCCGGGAAAGAGCUUUAACCAUUAGGGAACCAUUUUGUGGACUUGGAUUAGCCUCUCAUAUGUGGCGCUAUUUCCUCCCCCCAGGGGCCUCCUAUAAAUUGAGAAGCCCAUAUCACACUGGGCUUCUUUCCAAGAGGAACCAGAAAUCUGGGUGGGUUUGGGAGAUCGAUAGUGGGGCGGACUCUGGGAAGAGGAGAGGCAGGAGUCCAUGAGAAGAUUUGUCAAAGUAAUAUCCAAUUUCGCAAAUACCUGAAGUUCUGUCUUGUACUCGGGUCUCCUUUUCCACUUGGCCUUCUCUUGUUGGGAACAAUAACUCCAAACCAGUGGCACAUGGAGACCGUGAUUGGUUGAAGCUCAGCCCAGCACAUCCACCCCCUGCAUCCUGCCCUCUGUCCCUGGCCGCAUGGAGUUUGUGCUCAACGAUAAACAAUACCCUGGUACAUUUGGCCGUCCAUCCCAUUAGGGGGUAAUAAUUUAUGUCCAUUCAUCUGUUUUUAUGAAUUUUUUUAUCUAGACAACAAUUGUAAAUAAAGAACUCACCAUCUCUGUUCAUUUACUACUA
This is a messenger RNA of Phascolarctos cinereus (koala), 8392 nucleotides long. NCBI's taxonomy places the organism in Eukaryota, Metazoa, Chordata, Mammalia, Diprotodontia, Phascolarctidae. The record is from RefSeq and is a predicted model, not a curated record.